Molecule: messenger RNA, 3219 nt
Organism: Vicia villosa (hairy vetch)
Lineage: Eukaryota; Viridiplantae; Streptophyta; Magnoliopsida; Fabales; Fabaceae
Product: protein SMAX1-LIKE 7-like
Exons: 3
Coding region: 251-2944 (897 amino acids)
Molecular function (GO): ATP binding; ATP hydrolysis activity
Source: RefSeq, a predicted model, not a curated record
AACCAAAUAUCUCACUCUCCCUGCUCCUCUUCUUCUUGUUUUUCUCCUAACUAAUAAUAAUAGUAGUAAUAAAUAAAGAGUAAUAUUUCAAUGACUAGACCGCUUAAAAAAUUCAAACCAAAUAAAACCUUGACACUUUUUCAUUUCUUCACUAAACUCCAAACUUAAAUACCUGAUACCAUAUAGAACCAUACAUAUUAAUAUUAUUAAUAGUAUUAUCUAUUUCAUUUUAUAUAUAUGAUUGCCGGCGAUGCCGACGCCGGUAACCGUUGCUCGGCAAUUCCUCACCGACGAAGCCGCGCGUGCACUAGACGACGCAGUAACAGUCGCCCGCCGUCGUAGCCACUCGCAAACCACCUCACUUCACGCCGUCUCCGCCUUACUCUCCCUCCCAUCUUCCUCUCUCCGAGAAGCCUGCUCCCGUGCUCCCGUUCGAUUCCCGCCGCAUCCGUCAUUUUCACACCGUCUCCAGUUUCGAGCACUCGAGCUCUCCGUCUGCGUGUCUCUCGACCGGCUCCCGUCGUCGAAAGGAUCAACGACGGAGGAGCCGCCGAUUUCGAAUUCACUCAUGACCGCAAUCAAACGGUCACAGGCCAAUCAGCGGCGUCAUCCGGAGAGUUUCCAUUUGUUUAAUCAGUAUCAAAAUGGAACGUCGUCGUCUAUGUUGAAAGUUGAGCUUAAGCAUUUCGUUGUAUCGAUUCUUGAUGAUCCGAUUGUGAACCGUGUUUUUGAUGAAGCUGGAUUUCGAAGCUGUGAUGUUAAGCUCGCGUUGCUUCAACCACCGCCUCAAGUUCGUUCUUCUUCAAUGAAAGAACUCUGCUCUAAAUCCAGUUUGAUGGGGUCCUUUGUUCCAUUUGGUGGAUUCUUUUCUACACCUUCUGAGAGCAAAAAUCUUGCAAGCUCUUCAAAUGCAUCUUUUACUCGCUGUGACAAAUGCAAUGAAAAGUACGAACAAGAAGUUGCCAAUGUUUUGAAGGUAGAUCCUACUACUCUGUCAUCUAGUUGCUCAACAAGCUUGCCUUGGUUUAAAAAGGAUGUUGAUGUGGAUACACAUGGAGGACUUGAUGUGGCAAAGACUAAUGAAGAAAAUACAAGCUUGAAUGAUAAGAUAUUGGGAUUUCAAAAGAAGUGGAAUGAUAUUUGUCAACAACUUCAUCAAACAAGGGCUCAGGUUCUAUCACUUGAGGGUUUUCGGUGUGGUUCAGGUUUUAUUGAAAGCAGCAGUAAAGAUCCAUCACUUAAUGGACUCCAAUGUUCUAAUACAUUUUCCUUCAUGCCUAAAAAUUUGGAUGGUGCUUUUCCAUCAAAAAAGUUAUCUCCGGCUCUAGUACAUACUGAUACAAUCAGUGUUGAUGUUGGAACUGAUCAUGUGCAGAAAGAUACAGAGACUCAGGAAAUUGAUUUGACAACUCCUUGGGCCGCCCCUUCACGUAUGGCCAAUAGUUGUGUGCUUGAUAACAAAUCAUCUUCGUCCCUUACUUCUGUGGCCACAGAUUUAGGAUUGGGAACGUUAUAUACAUCAACACCAAAUGCUUGCAAGCCAGAUACCCCAAGGGUUCAGGAUAAAAUAAAGCAUUUUGAGCGUGUGUCAGAUUCUGCUUCAGCUGAUUGUGUUGCUAUUCAGGGAAAUACAUCACACCAGAUUGCUAGAUCUUCCUGCUCUGUUUCAAAGUUGUCAGCUAAAUUUGAUUCCGUAGAUUUUAAGUCUCUUAAUAAACUUCUCUUUGAAAAGGUUGGCUGGCAGGAUCAGGCCAUAUGUGAUAUCAGCCGAACUUUGUUCCUUCGAAAAUCCGGCGAAGGAAAGAGUAGAGACUCACAUGGUAGAGCAGACAUAUGGUUUGCUUUCCUUGGACCAGAUAGAGUUGGAAAAAAGAAAAUUGCUUCAGCUCUUGCAGAGGCUAUAUUUGGAAAUACAGAAAGUGUAAUCUCUCUGGAUCUAGGUUUCCAGGACAGAUUUUCCCAGUCAAACUCAAUUUUCGAAUGCCAAAAAUCAUUUUCUUAUGAUGUGAUUAUUAGGAAGACAGUUGUGGACUAUAUUGCUGGGGAGUUGAGUAAAAAUCCUCAUUCCGUUGUCUUUCUCGAUAAUGUGGAUAAAGCUGAUUUUCUGGUGCGGAGUAGUUUGUUGCAGGCAAUAAGAAGAGGUAAAUUUCCAGACUCACGUGGAAGGGAGAUUAGCAUCAGCAAAACAAUCUUUCUUUUAACCUCGUCUGUCUGUAAAGGCAACGGCUCUUCUGCAUGGGACGACAGUAAAAUGUUUUGUGAGGAAACAGUCCUAGAAGCCAAAAGAUAUCAAAUGCAGCUAUUACUUGGAGAUACAUCUGAGGAUGCCAAAAGAAGCUGUAGUACAAAUAUCAAGAUUGUGUCGCGAAAAGGGUUUUCAAAACCUUCAUUUCCGAACAAAAGAAAGCAGGUUGAUAUAAGUGACUUCAAAGAGGAGGAAACAACAAGCAAGAUGCAAAAACAGGUUUGCGAGACAUCAAUCCCCAAUCUUGAUUUAAAUAUGCCUCUAGAAGAGCACGAAGAGGGUAUGAAUGACAACGACCGUGAACACAAGUCUGUAGUGGAUAACUCAGACUCCUGGUUUAGUGAUUUAUGCAAUCAAAUGGAUGAAAAAGUGGUUUUCAAGCCAUUCCAUUUUGACGAGCUUGCCCAGAAAUUAUUAAAAAACAUUAGCAUACAAUUUGAAAGGGCAUUUGGUUCAGAGUUUCAGUUGGAAAUUGAUUAUGAGGUAAUGACACAGAUUCUUGCAGCUGCUUGGUUAGCAGACAAGAAAAACUCGGCGGAGGAUUGGGUAGAAAGUGUUCUUGGCAAAAGCUUUUUUGAAGCUCAGAAGAAAUACCAUCCUGCAGAUAAAUAUGUUGUGAAGCUAAUUAACUGUGAAUCUAUUUUUGUGGAAGAUCCUGAUCUUGGAGCAUGCCUUCCAGCUAGCAUUAACAUGAAGUAAUUUUUUUUGUUUACUAUGUAGUAUGAUUGUAAUUACUUGUAAAAUGUAGCUUUUAGAUAUAACAUAUGGUAGUUGGUAGCAUUGUUCAGCUAAUUAAUCUCACAUUUUUUAAUGUAUUGAUUUUUGUGUUGUAAGUUCUGUGAUACAAGAAUGUGUAGUUUUUCCGGUAACAUGUCCUUUCUUUCUAACUUCCUUUAAAUGUAUUGUACCCUAAAAUAUUUGUUUGCAAGUGUUAUAUUGCAGUAAUAUGGCAUUAUUCUUCGCACCACAACUCU